Molecule: messenger RNA, 1310 nt
Organism: Galeopterus variegatus (Sunda flying lemur)
Lineage: Eukaryota; Metazoa; Chordata; Mammalia; Dermoptera; Cynocephalidae
Gene: MSMO1
Product: methylsterol monooxygenase 1
Exons: 4
Coding region: 32-721 (229 amino acids)
Biological process (GO): sterol biosynthetic process
Molecular function (GO): C-4 methylsterol oxidase activity; iron ion binding
Source: RefSeq, a predicted model, not a curated record
AAUUAUAAAGCUGUCUGCAGAGAUUUGGAAAAUGGCAACAAAUGAAAGUGCCAGCAUCUUUAGUUCAGCAUCCUUGGCUGUGGAGUAUGUAGAUUCACUUUUACCUGAGAAUCCUCUGCAAGAACCAUUUAAAAAUGCUUGGAACUAUAUGUUGAAUAAUUAUACAAAGUUCCAGAUUGCAACAUGGGGAUCCCUUAUAGUUCAUGAAGUCCUUUAUUUCUUGUUCUGUUUACCUGGAUUUUUAUUUCAAUUUAUACCUUUCAUGAAAAAGUACAAAAUUCAAAAGGAAAAACCAGAAACAUGGGAAAACCAAUGGAAAUGUUUUAAAGUAAUUCUCUUUAAUCACUUUUGUAUCCAGCUGCCUUUGAUUUUUGGAACCUAUCAUUUUACAGAGUAUUUCAAUAUUCCUUACGAUUGGGAAAGAAUGCCAAGAUGGUAUUUGGUUUUGGCAAGAUGCUUUUGUUGUGCAGUCAUUGAGGAUACUUGGCACUAUUUCCUGCAUAGACUCUUACACCACAAAAGGAUAUAUAAAUAUAUUCAUAAAAUUCAUCAUGAGUUUCAGGCUCCAUUUGGAAUGGAAGCUGAAUAUGCACAUCCUUUGGAAACCCUAAUUCUUGGAACUGGAUUUUUCAUUGGAAUUGUGCUUUUGUGUGAUCAUGUAAUUCUUCUUUGGGCAUGGGUGACUGUUCGUUUGAUAGAAACUAUUGAUGUUCAUAGGUGAGUUAUGCUUUACGUUCAGGUAUAAGGUAUCAUAAAAUAUCCUUAUUUUCAUGAUCAUAAGAUUACUUCUGAGUAGACUGAUGGAAGUUAGUGUUCUUAAUAUUAUUUUUAAGAAAACAGGAGAACAUAAUCAUUAGAUAAAAAUUUGUAUAUUAGAGAUGCUUUUACGUCCUGAUCUAUACUGUUAUCAUUUUGUAGUGAUAAUGAGUUAUUUGGGCAAAUAAAAUAAAUAUUCAGGAUCAGCAAUUUCUUUAUCCUUCUGUAAUAAACCUAAAUCUAAUGCUUAUUUGGAAAAAUUCAACCUUCACUAAAUAAGACUAUUUCUUGUCUCUACCGUCUAACUGAUAAAAGCAUUUACAAGGUGAAAAUACUUUUUGUACGUAUUUCAUAUGCUUCCUUUCUGCUGAUUGGAAGACAUUUGUGCUAAAUUACUUACAUUGAAUGCCUUUUAAAAUGCUUACUAUGCUAAUUUUUCAUUUUGUUAAAAUUAUUAUAUGUUCAUUGCAUUUUAACUUGGGACUUAUUACUAUAAUCAUGAAUGCAGUCUAUCAAAUUUUAAGUAUUUUUAAACCACUAAAGUAACAGAAUCA